Didymella exigua CBS 183.55 is the source of this 570-nucleotide messenger RNA. RefSeq lists its product as uncharacterized. The transcript has a single exon. Lineage: Eukaryota; Fungi; Ascomycota; Dothideomycetes; Pleosporales; Didymellaceae. The record is from RefSeq and is a predicted model, not a curated record. The coding region runs from base 135 to 368 and encodes 77 amino acids.
GGCGAUACUCAAUUAUCACAAGCGCAACCACUACAGUCUGACAGACUUGUCGGUUGCCCCAGGAAUCUAACGAUGCGGCACAUUGCGCAUAUGAGUCAGAUACUCGACCCCCAUCGUAUCAUGAUCACACAUGAAUGGCGUUUCUUCCCACAGUACCCCUGCAAUACCAUCGCAACAGCCCUAGUAGCCCCAACACCGAAUAUACAGGGUGCACGGUCCGGAGCGGUCCUGCCAGUCUAGCUGGCUUAGUUACUUCUUCGAUGCUUGCGAUAGUGCCGAUGUACACUACAGUACCUGCCCAGCCGAGCGCGUAUGCAACACAUGUCGGGUGCCGCACCAGCGGAAACGUUCCAGAAAAGAGUGCGUAAGUCGACGUGAUGCGGCGGCAAAUGACGUCCGGUUAUCGGGGUCAAGCCACUGUGGUUGUCCAGGCGAAGAGGACGAGACUGAUAUGACAGAUAAAAGUACCACAGCUGUUGUAUAAUUUAGUGUUGCAAGAAAGUUGACCGUAAUUGACUCCCAGGCCAAAGACGCGGCUACAACCAAAAGGACUAUGAGGAGCUAUAGAGA